AGGAGCAACACUCGUGGUUCUUAUGUGAGGGUGGGAGAAGAGAGCUCAUUUCAUCACUUUGACUGGACGACUUCCUCAUUUCACAGCUGCUAUAGGACUGAGAUAUCAAGCUGACUUUCAAAGAGACUGUGAUACUUGGUGUGAAAAGCAGGAAAUAUUUCUUUUUCCGUGUCUGUAAUUUUACAGGUCAGAAGCUGCAGCCUCAGCAGGCACUGAACUGCUCAAGAUGUUGAAAAAACUCCUGCAAUAUGCUCGUAGUGGAAAAAUCGGCACCACUGGCACAGGCUUUGGGAUUUUCUUCGCAUUUAUGUAUCUGCAGGCCAAGAUGUGCGCUUGCUCAGGCCACACUUUCGAUUGCAAUGAAAUGGUGGUCGUGCCUGUUUUUUUAAUAUUUUUCCUGGUGCUCCUGAUAGACCAGACAUUUCGGAGCACAGCGGAGCAUCCAUCCACGUUUUUAUGCAUUGUACUCAAGCGCGUUAUCAGAGCGUUUCUAAUCAGUCUGCUGUGGAUUGUAGCUGUGUUGCUUUUCACAGACUGGUAUAGUUGCUGUACCACUGAUGAAAAAAAGAGGAAGCUGUUCUGUGAACCUUCGAACAACACAGCUGAUGAAACAGCUCAAAUAACUGAGCUGCAAAUGAAGUCAAAGCUUGCUGCUUACUCUCUGCUCCUCAGCAUGACUCUUGCAGCUUUCUUCAUGACUUGGAGUGGAUGGAGAAAAUGGUUUGUAAAAAAAUACAGUUGUUGCAACAAGAAAACGUUUUACUACAAACUGAUUUUGGAAGAAGAGAAAAAAGUUCUGGAGGAGCUUUUGAGGAAAGAAGCAAAUGAGACUUUGACUAAAGAAAUCAUGAGCAACAUAAAAAGGAAAGACUGGGACGGCUGUUUAAAUGUUGCUCAACAAAUGAUCAAUAAAGCAAAACAUCAAAAACCAGAAGCAACCAACCAGCAGAUCAACUGGAUCAGUGAGGGGAGCUCCAACAGAGGGGGACAGCAUCAUCAAGCAGCAGCACAUCAGCAGGCACAAAAGUAUGAACUCCAAGCAUCGUCACAAGAUUAUCAUCAUCCACACUGACACAUGUUCAACUCCUCACAGUGAGUCAGAACUGUGUUUUUGUUGUACGCAGUGCCUGGAAUAGAGCACAGAAGUAAAAACAAUUUGUUUUUUUAUUUAUUUUAAUUGUUUUCAUUUUUUAAGUCUACAGUAGUUUAAUGUCAUUCAGUUAACACAAGAGUUCAGGUUUCAGUCUAGUUCUGACUGAAAUACCUUGGUUCUUUACAGACACAUUUCUGUGUUUUCUGACAAAAAUGUUUUUUUGUCCGAUAGAGAUCAGAGACACCGAACCGUUAUUUGAUGAAUACUUCUGAAAGAAGAUGAAGAGGUGCAGCUAGAAAAUCAAUACAAAAGACCACUGACAAAUCAUGCCCAUCCAGCAGUCUGUUUUCUGAUGCUUACCUCGGUUCAGGUGUUGGGUGCAGCAGUCUGAUCAGAGACAGCCCGACCUCGUUUUCCUUUGCAACUUCCUGCACCUCCCCGAGCUUUUCCGGGUUCCCACUGAGACGGUUACAAGUCUGCCACGACACCUAGUCUCUCUUUCUGCAAUUUUUGUCAGACUAUGUCAAGUGUCCAUUCUGUGCUCAUGUUGUAAAUCUAAAGAAAUGUUUCCAUGUUUGUAUUAUGCUUUAUUUUUUUUAUGUAGUCUAUUGACAAUUCAGCUUUUACAUUAAUACACUUGCAAAUGGAGUGGUGUAAGUAAAUAAUAUUGAUCAAAAUAAAGUGCUCUAUAAAAAAACAA
Molecule: messenger RNA, 1793 nt
Organism: Oreochromis niloticus (Nile tilapia)
Lineage: Eukaryota; Metazoa; Chordata; Actinopteri; Cichliformes; Cichlidae
Exons: 4
Coding region: 227-1072 (281 amino acids)
Source: RefSeq, a predicted model, not a curated record